AUGGGAAGAAUUAAGAAGAAGGGAACUUCUGGUCAAGCCAAGAACUUCAUUACUAGAACUCAGGCAGUCAGAAAAUUACAAAUUUCUCUACCUGACUUUCGUAAGUUGUGUAUCUGGAAAGGAAUUUAUCCUCGAGAACCAAGAAAUAAGAAGAAGGCAUCGAAAUCCUCGACACAUUCUACCACCUUUUACUACACAAAAGAUAUCCAAUGGCUAUUGCAUGAGAAGAUUGUCGAUGCUUUCCGUGAGCAGAAAGCUUUAGAGAAGAAAAUCUCGAAAGCUUUAGGACGAGGAGAUGCAAGCGACGCUGCGAGACUUGAACGCAAUGCAUCCAGACCGGAGAAGACUGGAAAGACUAAAUACAACUUGGAUCACAUCAUCCGAGAAAGAUAUCCUACAUUCAUCGAUGCGCUACGAGAUCUUGACGAUUGUUUGUCAAUGCUUUUCUUAUUUGCAAAUUUACCCUCGACCUCAACUGUUCCUGCAAAGAUGAUUGCGAGAUGCGAGAAGUUAUGUUUGGAAUUCGAACAUUAUUUAAUCGUCUCAAAUAGCUUGCGCAAGUCAUUCUUAUCUAUCAAAGGAAUUUACUACCAGGCAACGAUACAAGGACAAGAUAUUUUGUGGUUAGUGCCUUAUAGAUUCAACCAAAGAGUCACUGGUGAUGUGGACUUUCGAAUCAUGGGUACCUUCGUCGAGUUCUACCAGACUUUGCUAGGAUUCGUCAAUUUCCGCCUCUACACUUCUGUUGGAUUGGUAUACCCACCAAAAUUCGAUGCGGCUAGAGAUGAUCAAGAUGCAGGUCUAGGAGCAUUCUCAUUGGAAGGAAAUGGUAUUGGUGCUAUUGAGCAACCAAAGCAGAUCACCAAUGGCGAUGCAAAGCCCGAUCCUAAACUCCAAGCAGAGAUUGACAAACUGAUGCUUCAACUCAAUGCACCAGAGAAGGAGGCCGAGGAGACAACCAAAACUUCACCUGAUGGCGAAGAUGAAGAGCAAGCAACUGAGACCAUUGAUAAAUUCGAGCCAGCUGCACCAGGUGGUGAUAUACUUAUGCAACCUUCUUAUUCUGCCACCGAUCCAUCGACUUUGUUCUCAAAGUUUACUUUCUUUUUAUCAAGAGAGACCCCUCGCCAACCUCUCGAGUUCAUUCUUCGGGCAUUUGGCUGCAAGCGUAUUGGUUGGGAUGCAGUCCUUGGAGAGGGUGCUUUCACUCAUAAUGAAUCAGACCCAUCGAUUACCCACCAAGUGGUUGAUCGCCCACCCGUACAGGUCCAACCUGAGGAAGAUGAGGAAGUCAAGGAAGACAACCAAACGGCACAGCGUUUGAGGCCUGGAGCUCGAGUCCCUGGUCGCAUUUAUAUUCAACCACAAUGGAUUUGGGAUUGUAUCAACGAUGAGGAGCUCAAAAGACCGGAUCUAUAUGCACCCGGUGCACAAUUGCCUCCACAUUUGAGUCCCUUUGUUAAGAAAGUACGUGGUCAGUAUGAUCCAUCUGCCCCACUUGAAGAUCAAGAAAGGGAGGACGAGGAACUCGAAAUGGAUAGCGGUAGCGAAGAUGAGGCAGAUGUCUCCGAUGAAGAGGCAGCUGUUAAGAAACAGGAUCUGGUUACAGCUAUGGACGUCGAUGAGACUGCUGAGGGUAUGGAUGUUGCUGGAUCUGAUGAUGAAUCAGAUGAGGCUCUUGAUAAGGUCGAUGAGUCUUUUGGUGGAUUCUCUGAAGCCGAAGACAGCGAAGAUGAAGAAGAGACCACUGCUCUUCGUCGUCAACGAGAACUUGAGGCUGAGUUAUCUGGUGUGGCCUUACAAGAAAAGGAAGUUGACCCGAGAGUUAAAGCUAAGACGGAUGCUAAGAAGAAGGCCGCCAAGAAAGCGAAAGAAGAAGACGAGGAGUUGGAGAGAUCUAAGAUGAUGAUGAGCAGAAAGAAGAGGAAGAUUCUAGAGAAGAUGGUUUAUAGUAAUAAAAAGAAAGACGCAGAGGCAGAGGCAUUAAGAGCAAAGAGGAGAAAGAUUGAGAAGUCUGGAAAAGCAGCUCCAAGAGACACUUCACCGAUCGAACGCCGAACGACUUCAAGCACAUAUUCGAGUUCAACCCAACGCUAUAGCAAUGACAGCAGUGAGACGGGCGAAUCUAGCACGGCAGUUAGUAAUCGAAAUAGCUUUGCGACAAGUACCUUGAACGAAGAAGGCAGUGAACAACAGGGUGGAUUGGAUGGAGGCAUAGAGGACAGAAGUAGAAAGGACGGGAGAAGCAACCAUAGGGCCCACAACAAGAGUCGAAGUAGUGGAGGAUUUCUAUUAUCAAAUUCUCUAUUCCAUCGCAAUGCAGAGAGCUCAUCUACGGCCACGGCAGAACAACAACCUCGCAAUCGGGGAUUUCUUCACGAUGUGAAAGGCAAAUCAGCGGACAAAAAGCAGAGCAAGAGACAAUCGCGUAAUGGUACUAUAGCAGGAAGCCCCCUGGCUUCCAAUGUGGCGAGCGCUCCCACGGCCCAUGACAUAGAAGAGGAAGAUAUAGUUGAUGAAAAUACGACGCCGCACAGUGAUCAUGGGCGAGGUACAAAUGCGUCCGAAAAGACUGCUACAAGCGGGCUUGAUGUUGAUUCUGCCCAGAUCGUCAAUCUGGCCCUGAAUCUUAGUGAAAGUAGAAGAAUCGCAUCGAGACGUAAUGCUUCUACACCAUUGCCCUCGAAUGCUGUAGGAUUUAGAGAUGAGAUGGCAGGAGGUAGUCUACGUCACCAUUUACAGCAGCAAAGGAGAGUGUCCAGAAACAUCUCACCGAAGCCUGACAGAAUUGAUAGGGCACUUACAGGUUCUCCACGCCUUUCAUCGGGAAUAAAAAUUGGCCCUUUACCAAUAACUUUAGAUGCAUCCGAAACUGCCUACCAAUACCAAUUCUCUUCAUCCACAUUGGCAAGAGCAGAAAAGGCUAAAAAGGCAAUUGAGCUCAUGGCCCAAUACCGGCGAUUGUUACAAUAUGUCCCUCCAUUGAAGGCCGGAUCUGUGGAGAAGAAUCAGCACAGCAGUCCAGGCUCGACGUCUGAACAACCUCAUCGCAUAUUCGGCAGGCAAUAUAAUCCUUUGCAGUAUAUCAGGAAUAGAAAAGUGCGUGCUCGAGCUCGGAUUUCCAUUGAUGGAGAAGCACAAGAAUUCGGAAAUGUUCACAAGGUUUCAUGGUGGGUAGAUGAAGUUUCGAAGGCUGCUUUAAGUGACAGUUUUGUCAACGGAAAUCAUGUAGCACUACCGCCAUUCUCAAAAGCUAUAGAAGAAGGCCAUUCGCCCCAUACAUCACCUCAGUCCGCGGGGAGUAAGAAUCAAAGCGCCCUUAAAUUGGCAAGACCCAGAAUUGACUGGGCUACUAGUCCUGCAGAUAUGCUUGCAGACAUCUUCUGGAUGGAACAGGGUGACAAUAAGACACUGAUUGAAGAUCGAAAUGGGAGACCGAUAUUUCCUCGAAAUCCUGAGCCUAGGCAAUCUAUACCACGCAAACCAGACGACUUUGACAUGCUUAAAUCGCCAGAUCGCUCCCAUCACAAGAAAUCGAACUCGGCUGUCGACCUUCGUAUCGAUACUAAGCUUCCAGAAUUCAGAUCUUCUAAGGUUGAUUCAGAUAAGCAUCUGGAAAGUAAAGCCUCCAAGGUUCGGCACAAACUACAUGACGCAGCCCAUGCGCAACAUGGCAGCCACAGUGUAAGCCGCGAGCGUUCUCGCUUUUUACGAUCUAGGAGUAGAUCUAGUUCCGAUUCCUCCGAUAGUGAACAUAUAAAAAGAUUUUCAAAACGGAGACGUAGUGGGACGAACGAAAGUCAAGACGAUCACGGUAAAGACAUUCUUGAAAAACAGAUGUUGGAAAUGCUUGCGAAGGAAUCUGGCGAUUCCAAUUGGAUGACACCCAACAAGCUGGAUAAACAGGUUUCCGUUUCAGCUAUUGAAACGCCAACUAUCCCCGUACUCAACAGCGGGGAAAAAUCGGAUUCGAGUAUAAGUUUGCAUCAAAGAAGGACGGAUCUGAAGGGUAUCAAUAAAGAUUCUCCUAUCAAGAAAAGACAUCCUUUCAUAUCUACCUCAUCAGGACGACCAAGCCUCGAAGUACCGGGCGUUAGUCCUCGAAACUCUUUGGAUGGCCUUGAUACUACUGCUCCCAACUCCCCACAAAUACGGGCCUCGAAGUUAUCUAAUUUUGUUCCUAGUAUUGGACUAGACCUCUCAUCACCUCGUAGUCGCCGGUCAUCGCCAAACAGAAAACGGGCCUUAUCACGAGUCAGGUCCAAGAUUAAUCCGUUUCGUGAGCAUAGCAGAGACCGCAGUGGUGAAUACGAACCAGAUAGAUCUCGUGUAUCGAUAGACUCUAUUGGUUCCAUAGAUUCAAGAAUUGAUCCUAGAGAACACAUUCCUGAAGCUCUCAUUGGCCGUAAUCGGUCCUUGAGCCCCACGAAGAAACUCACGUCGAGAGACACAGAUGAAAGUGCAAAGUCUUUGAAGAAACAGACAAGCCUACGGAGAGGCAAAGGUGACGAACCAUCUGGCAUCCGAGGAUUGUUCAAGGGCUCUCGUGGACCUGUUGCUAGAGUUAGCGAGUUUUUAUGGAAAAAGGAUUGGAACAGUUCUACUGCUUCAACCGAUGAAUCCGACAUAGAAGAUUUCCGCGCGCCGGUGCGCGAAAAUGAAAAGGCACUUCUUCUAGAUAGCUAUGACUCGAGAUCAGUCGAUGUGGAAGUGCCACAUGAUAAAUCGAUCCCAACUUAUCUUAAUGAAAUGCCUUCAUUUAAGUCGCCUUUGGAAAAUCGUGGAAGGUCCACACAAAGUCGUAAAGAGGAAGCAGUCAUCGAAGCAGAACCUUCGGAUGUUGAAAAUCCAUCUAGUUCAAAACUCGAACCUCCCCCAAGAAUCGAAAUAGACGGCGUUUCACCGGCAUCAUCUCCGGAAGGAGAAAACCGACACGAUUCCGAUGUCUCUGAUAAUUCAACUCGCAAAGGAGGUUAUGCUCGAGGUGUUCGCAAUGCGGACGCUCGGUUGAAUGCCAUACUCGGAUAUCCUGGCAGGGUCGAUACAAUGCCAGUAACUGGCUUGUCACACAUCACAGCGAAUGACAAUAGACGCCCCUCACUCGAUAUAAAUCGUCGUUGGAGCCACUCUGAUAGCGGGGUAUCAACUCAUCGUGGUCCCUUGACAAGACGAGACAUUGCCUACGUUAAAACACGUCUCUACUCAUCUGGCAUCAAGUCAAUGUACCUCACACGUCAAGCCGCGGAAUCAGUAGACUUUCGAACUGCGCAGGGGAAUUGCUACAAAGGUAUAGUUUCUCUCACCAAUAAGUCUCUUUCUCCGGUCCCAAGAUCACAACAACAUAUAUUAGCAGCAAGCAUCAUUAGGGAUGAUAUCCAACUUUCAGCACAAUUAUGGCAAAAAUCUCAAGAAAACUUCUCCAUGAAUACUAUUCAAACGCUUCUGAACGAAAUGGGAGCUCUACAUAGUCGUUUGGUGGAUAAUUUAACUCCAAUGGCAAGAAAGGCAGCCGAUGAAGCGGAUGAGGUCUCCAAAGAUCUGGUCACUAGUCAGAUAUUGGAAGUCAACAAGUUGACGGCUAGCAUGGAUAAGAUGAUCCGGAGAAGGAGGAGAAGAUUUAGAUGGGUGAGAAGGGGAGGAUGGGUUCUAGUGGAAUGGGCGUUGGUGGGAGUAAUGUGUGUUACAGUCCUAUUUAUUGCAAAGAAGAAGAAGUUUCACGUAUUUAAGCUUUUCAUUGCCCCUCAACCAGCUCGCGAACCAACCCCAAAAUCUCAUCAAUUUUACAUCUAUAUAGCCCAAGCUCCGGUAUACAACACCGACAAUGGCGAAAAGCCACCUCCAUCAAUCGAAGACGAGAGAAUUAGUCCCGAAACUUUCUACAAGCUAGCUGCCCUUGGCUUAGAAUCCAGCUCUGAGUCUGACUCUGACUCUGAUUCUGAGAUUGAGAAGUAUGAAGCUUAUCAGGAACCUUAUUAUGAUUACAGACAUGAAGAGAGAUCUCGUGCGAGAUCUCCAUCUCCUGAGCCUGCUUAUUGGAAAUCGAGCUCCAAACCUUAUGGGGAUGGUAACAAACCACAAGCUACUUAUGGAAGAGAAGAGUACCGCAGACCAACAGUUUUUCAUCCAGAUCCAACAGAAGAAUAUCGAGCCCGAAAGCGAGCUGAGCGCGCUGCUCGAGCUACCCAGGGGGAUGAACCUCAGCGAUCUCACUAUAGCCGUAGAGCUCCUUCUCCUGAGAGAAAAGAUCAUCGCAGAGAUAACGAAGAAUAUCGCAGACCUCAUGUUCCUGAUCCACCCCGGUAUCAACACUACAGCCCCAGAGGCCGAUCACCAUCUUCUCCUCCCACACGACCAAGAUAUCAACCCGAAUCUUCUCACAAAUCUUCUUCAUCCUCAUACUCAUCCUCUAGUUUUACACGUGCUGAGAAAUUAAGUAAGAUGGAAGAAGAACGAGAAGACCGAGAAAGAAUUAGAGAGGAUCUUCGAGCAAAACAAGAACUCAAAAAGGAAAGGCUCAGAAGACAGCAUGAGGAGAAUUUGAGAGCUAAAGAAGAAUUAGAUCACAUCAGAUUGCGAAGAGAGGAGGAAAAGGAAGAAGAACGUCUUAAAGAUCGUCUUAGACAGAGACAAAAUGGUCCAGACGAAAGAUAUCAAUCUCGUUCCAAGCACGAACCCCGCAAAAGCUCCAGAUAUGAAGAACCCAAAAUCUAUGAGUCUCGCCCGAGACCUAGCUAUAGAGAUCCAGAGUAUGGCUACGAUUAUGACAGAAAGGAAGUCAGGGUUCCAGAACCGAGAAAGGGGGAGAAGUUGAGAGUCGAUAUUCCUGAGGGGUGGAGAAUUGUUAUUGUGGUUGAGGAUUAG
Messenger RNA from Botrytis fragariae, 6861 nucleotides. RefSeq lists its product as uncharacterized. Gene Ontology annotation, biological process: ribosome biogenesis. The record is from RefSeq and is a predicted model, not a curated record. The coding region runs from base 1 to 6861 and encodes 2286 amino acids. NCBI's taxonomy places the organism in Eukaryota, Fungi, Ascomycota, Leotiomycetes, Helotiales, Sclerotiniaceae. Gene Ontology annotation, cellular component: nucleolus. The transcript is spliced from 7 exons.